Messenger RNA from Mugil cephalus (flathead mullet), 2290 nucleotides. RefSeq names its product apolipoprotein L3-like. Gene Ontology annotation, molecular function: lipid binding. The transcript is spliced from 8 exons. The coding region runs from base 594 to 1814 and encodes 406 amino acids. Gene Ontology annotation, cellular component: membrane; extracellular region. The record is from RefSeq and is a predicted model, not a curated record. Gene Ontology annotation, biological process: lipoprotein metabolic process; lipid transport. NCBI's taxonomy places the organism in Eukaryota, Metazoa, Chordata, Actinopteri, Mugiliformes, Mugilidae.
UAUUUAUUUACUUUGUCAGAGUUGGUCCUCCAUACACGUUCACACAGACAAAGAAAAUAAAUAGAUUUAAAACAAAGGUAAAAUGAACAGUGACAACAAAACAUCAAACUAAUGGAAUAAAGUAACAACAAUAAAUAAGAAAAAAGAUGGAACAAAAUAAAUUAAGUAAAAGGCAAUAAAAUGUCAGUCUCUGAGUCUGAGACACGUCAUCAACUCCCUGUUUCAUAUUUUGCCAGUGAUGGUGGUUCUACAUUUCUCCAGUAUCGUACAAUCACUCUUCUUACAUAGAAAAGUCCAAACUCAAUCAUUUUCCAUUGCUUUGUUGUUCUGAUAAAGUCAUUUACAUGUUUAAUUCCCGUCUGAAUUCUCUCCACACUUCAUUUUUUUAGUCUAUAAUUUAAUUAAAUGUGUGUGUUCUUUUUGUGAUAUGUUGGAGAAGAAAUUCAAACAUGUGAUAUUGUUCUUUUUAACAUUCAGUGUCCCAGAUGUGUAAUGACAGUAAAUUUAAAAUCCUGCCUGGACGACUUCAUACUUUCAUUGAUGUUCAUUUAUCUGUUUGCUGUGACGUCUGAACCGCUGUGAAUAAACACCAGAUGAGCGUCAAGGUUUCAUUUUUACAUCUGUCAGCUGUCAGUCGAGUUCGUGCUCGUGCAUCAAAGGAGCGAACGUUGAGCGAAUACAGGUCCAUCAUGUCCCAGCCAAAGCCUCCCACUCCCAAGCCGAGGAUCUCAUAUCCUCUGUCUCCCACAAAACCUCCACAGAGAACUUUCUCUUUGUCACCUCCAACGAGUCCAACGUCUGCAAUAACUCCACCAUCUCCAAUAACUCCACCAUCUCCGAUAACUCCAACAUCCCCACGGACGCCAACAUUUCCAAUGACUCCACCAUCUCCAAUGACUCCACCAUCUCCAAUAACUCCGCCAGCGGUGUUACCGAAGACCAGGAUCGUUAAAAUGAAUUCAAGACAAAGCUCCAGUGAUGAAACAGACGGCCAGUCUCUGCCGAGUUUCUACAAGAAAACUGCUGGCUGGAACGAUAUCUGCAGAGAGCUCAAAGGAAAAGGGGCAUCAUCAGCUGAGAGCAUCGAAGAUAAAGCUCAAGAGCUCCAAGAGGCUGUCCAGCGUUACAUCCAACUGAUGGACGAACACGGCGACACCAUGAAACAAUACAUCGAUGAUCUUUACUCCAUCGCUGAAAACUUAGACAAGGUUUCAAAGGGGACGAAGAUCGCUGGCAUCACGGGAGGAGCCACGACCGUAGCAGGAGGUGCGGCUGCAGCCGUCGGCAUCAUCCUGUCCCCGUUCACGCUGGGAGCCUCGCUGGCUCUGACCGCGGUCGGGGUCGGUGUGGCUGCAGCCGGCGGCGUCACCGGGGCGUCAGCAGCCAUCGCGCACAAGGUGAAUGCGACAAUGGACAAGAAGAAACUGGAAAAGCUCGUGCAGGACUACGGGCACAUCAACGAGACCAUCCAGCCCUGCUUGAUGUCCAUCGUAGAGCCGCUGAAGCAGCACGGUCUGCCCGUCCUGAGCAAAAUUAGGAUGGAUCCAGAGACGGCGGGCAAGUUGUUGGAUCUGGCUGCGACGUCCGGGGCAAACGGCUUGCCCUUAGACGCCAACCUCAGGACCGCCGGGGUGAUUAAAGGUUUUGCCCUCGGCAUGGACUUCUACUACACCCAGGGAAAAGACGGGAAGAAGAAGGUGAAGAAGGGGCUGGAGUCGAAGUUUGCAACGAAAAUCCGCGAGUUUGCAGAGGACCUCAAAAAAGCUUUGGCCGAGCUCAUGAAUAUUAAGGAACUGUGCAGCAUGAGUUAUUAGUUAAGGAACAUGUGUAGAUCUAUAUCAGUCAAGAGUUUGGACUCAUUUUCUCGUCCAAUUCAGUGACAAAGUGGUGUAUGAAAACUAAACUUUAUGAUACAUUUUGGGUGGAUUUAAUGAUUAAAAACAGCGUAAAUAACUGAGCUUUAGUUUUCUCUUCUUUGUUCAUGCAAUUGCUGUUCUUUUCUUUAACGACACUGAUCCACUCAUUCCUCUCUCCGGGUCAGCUGUUCUUUUCUGUUCUACCUGUAAAACAUAAAAUAGUUAACAUCCAGGAGGUCGGUCCAGUCUUUUACUGAGAAAGAUAUAGAAGGAGUCUAUCAAGUUUAACCAGACAGAACAUACAUCUACGAGUCCAAAUGUUUUCUGAAUGGUUGACUCUGAAUGGGCCAUCAGCCAGACUGGUAUGACUUGAAUAUUCAGUUGUUCGAUGCUGUUUGACGCCUGAACUGCAGUAAAUAAAAAUGCCAGCUGAA